AUGGACCGUGUUGCACAAAGUUACGGCCACUUUUCUGAUGAUCAAUUAAUUGAGGAUUUCGAUGGUGAAGUGUUUGUUGACUCGGGUUAUGCUAGCCCAGGAGAAGAUAGUUUUGAAGAUGAGUGCGCGACACAAAAGUGCUGCUGCACAUGUGACCCAUCUACUCAGCUCGUUCAAGAUGAUGACAUGACGUCGGAUGUAAUCACUACCGAAGUAAAACCUGAAGUUACUGAAGCACCAGUAGUUGAAGAAGGAGAAAAAGAGGAAAUGCCCGAAGUAGUUGAAGUUACUGAAGAGUCUAAGGUCGAAGUUGAGGAAGUGGAUGCACCCGAUACCGUAGAGGAGAUCGAGGUUCCACAAGCCGUGGAGGAAGACCAGAUUUCUGAAGUAGUAGAAGGUGAAGAGGCAUGUGAGGUCGCAGAAGAUGCACCAACACCUACACCUACUCCAACCGGAGAAGAGGUAGGGAGGGAAGAAACUGUAGAAACGGAGGGCCAGGAAGUAGUAACAGGACAGGAUGUUGUAGAUGCUGAUGAUAUUGAUCCACUUAAUACGAGCCAAGAGUCGAAAUCUGAAGAACUUAAUGACACUCUAUCAGGUGAAGAAGACCAGGUCGAUGUAUCUGGUAGUUUGUUACCAAAGAGCAAGGCCACUACCACCAGCGUUGCCAAGACUAAGAAACUACAAUGGGAGGCAAAGGCUUCUGUACCAGCUUAUGUUAUUAAGACCGCUAAUAAAUUCAAAGUAGAGGAUAUAGAAAAGAUACCUAUAACUGUAAAGGGUCAGGCUGCGAAACUUGCCGCUAGCAAGGUUGAAGAGAUGUCCAGCAAGGCACGUACCGCGACACAGAAACUCAAGGAAGGAGCAUUGCAAAACAAGAUAUCUGCACAAAUGCACAGAUCUGAAGUUGUAGCUGCUGAAAAAGCACGUGUACUCGCUGCUAAGAAGGCCCGUGAAGCACAGGCGGAACGUAUAAGAUUGGAGGCUGCUGAACGUAGGAAGACCGAGCUCCUUGAAAAACAACGUAUGCAAGAGGAAUUUGAAGCUAAGAAGGCUGCUAUGGCUAAGGCUAGGCAGGAUGCAUUGCGCAAGAGUCGUGCUGUCAUAUUGACGAGAGCUGUCUCCUUUGCCGUGAACGUUGCGAUAUCACAGAACGAGUCAAGGGAGAAGUUUUCUACGGAUGAUAUUUUGCCUAAACAUGAUUCGGCGCCUCGUAGUUCACAAUUCCAAGAGGAACGAUUGGAAGAGAUAGCUUCACUCUUCCAGAUGGCUGAGUUUGACUAUAGUAAGAUUAGCGAAUUCGGCAAGUUUAACCGUACUAUAGGAGCUGGUGUGCACAUCCUAAUACCGGUUAUCGACAGGAUCUCGUAUGUACACUCGCUUAAGGAAGAUGCUAUUGUGCUGCCUAAUCAGACGGCCAUCACCAAGGAUAAUGUGAUUCUACAGAUAGACGGAGUGCUCUACAUAAAGUGUGUUGACCCUUACCAUGCGUCCUAUGGCAUUGAGGAUCCUAUUUUUGCCAUGACCCAAAUGGCACAGACUACUAUGAGGUCGGAGCUCGGUAAACUCUCACUGGAUACUACAUUUCUGGAACGUGACAAUCUCAACCAGAAAAUUGUAGAAGCUAUAAACACAGCUGCAAGCAAUUGGGGUAUGGUGUGUAUGCGUUAUGAGAUACGUGAUAUAACUCUACCCAAAACCAUAGUUGCGGCAAUGGAACGUCAGGCCUUCAAAUAUCGCAAAUAUAUAAGCAAGAUGACGACGGUGGCGGAUUUAAAUAAACCAUAUUCACCUUGCGACCUAAAGAAGGUACGCGGGAUAGAGUUCGGUAUCUUUGACCCAGAGAUGUUGAAGAGACUAUCGCAUGCCACUGUGGCUGGUUCGAAAACAAAGGGCUGUGGUUACCCACAGCCACGAUAUAGCAAAGAAGGCACUACCUUGAUGAUACAGUUCUCGGAAAAACAUCGCCAGAUGCUAGAGGAGGUAGAAGAGGAAUGUGAAGAAAUAAAGCGUACAUUCAGCGCUGAAGAAGCUUAUAAAGUACUAAAAGGGAUAUCUCAUGAUGAUAUGCGGUAUCUGGGAUUCAACCCUGAACGAUCGCAACCAGCAUGGAUGAUACUGAAGGUACUACCUGUCCCGCCACCACCAGUACGGCCGUAUGUCGCGUAUGGUAGCGACAGAAGUGAAGACGAUUUGACAUUGAAGCUUCUUGAUAUAGUGAAGUCCAACAAUAUGUUGAAAAAGCAUGAUGAGCGUGCAACGGCACCACAUAUCAUUGAAGAAAUAUCACAAUUACUACAAUAUCAUAUCACUACUCUAUUCGAUAAUGAUAUUCCGGGAAUGCCUGUGGCAUCUACGCGCUCUAAAAAACCAAUCAAGUCUAUACGUGCGCGUCUGAAAGGUAAAGAUGGUAGAUUGCGAGGGAACCUAAUGGAUAUUAUUGGUGUUCCCAAAUCUAUCGCAAUGACAUUGACCUUUAGCGAAACUGUUACGCCGCUGAAUUUCGAAAGUCUACGAAAGAAAGUAGAAAUGGGACCACAUGAAUGGCCCGGUGCAAAAUUUAUUGUACGAGACGAUGGUACAAGGUUCGAUUUACGUCAUGUAAAACGUGCUAGUGAUCUUCAGUUAGAGUACGGUUAUCGCGUUGAGCGUCAUCUACAAGAUGGUGACUACAUUCUUUUUAACAGGCAACCUUCACUACAUAAAAUGAGUAUUAUGGGCCACAGGUAUUUCGAUGGAGAUGAAAUGAACCUCCAUUUAGCACAGACACAUGAAACACGUGCUGAAGUAAAACAUCUCAUGUUAGUACCCAAGCAAAUUGUAUCACCACAGGGUAAUCGUCCUGUUAUGGGUAUCGUGCAAGAUUCCUUAUUAGGUAUCAGCAAGUUUACAAGAAGGGACUGUUUCUUGACGAAAGAUAUGCUAAUGAACCUGUUGAUGUGGAUUCCUUAUUGGGAUGGCAAGCUUCCACAGCCCUGUAUUUUCCAUCCAGUACCUCUCUGGACGGGUAAACAGGUAGUAACAAUUAUGUUGACGUUCGAUCACAUGAAUUCGCUAACAUGUAUCAACUUGAUGCGAAAUUCUGGAAUAUCCAUCGAUAACGACAACCCUUAUUGUUCGGUGAACGAUUCUAAAGUCAUCAUCAGUAAGAAUGAGCAUUUAUCCGGCGUCAUUUGCAAGAAAACUGUUGGUACAAGUUCCGGGUCCCUAAUCCACGUGCUAUGGCAUGAGGCAGGGCCCGAACGUUGCAAGGACUUUUUGUCUACGGUACAAAAAGUUGUAAACACCUGGUUGAUCCACAAUGGAUUUACAGUAUCCUGUUCAGAUAUCAUGGCCAGUGAGUCAACUUUGGCCCAAGUGGCUGACAUUUUGGACCGAUCAAAGAGAGAGGUCCAACGCCUUGUAGGUUUGGCCCAAAAGGGUAAGCUGAAAUGCCAACCCGGUAAAUCACUAUUUGAAUCUUUCGAGGCUCGUGUUAACAAGGAGCUUAACGAAGCCAGAGAACAAAGUGGUACUAUUGCCGCCAAGAGUCUGGACGAGCGCAACAAUAUCUUGGCCAUGGAAAUGUUUUUCCAUGCUAUGGGUGGACGCGAAGGUAUCAUUGAUACGGCGUGUAAGACCUCUGAGACGGGUUAUGUGCAACGUCGUCUAAUGAAAGCCAUGGAAGACAUCAUGGUACAUUAUGACAAGACUGUGCGUAGUGGUAGUGGUGAUAUUUUACAGUUUCUUUACGGUGAAGAUGGCAUGGGUGCAGAGUACAUCGAGGACCAGACGCUAGACCUCAUGAAACUCGAUUUUGCAGACUUAAAUCGGUUAUAUGCACAUGAUUUCCGUAACGAAAAUUAUGGUGUAGGAUGGAUUUUAGAUGAAAAUAUCAGAUCUAUCAUUUUGACCGAUUUCAGCCAACAAGUGGUGUUGGUAGAAGAGUACCAACGUCUACUUGAUAUGAAAGCUAUAUUAUGUAAACAAGUUUUCCCUGAUGGUGAUUCUCGUCAGCAUCUGCCGAUCAAUAUUUCACGUUUACUUGAGUAUGCCAAGACCCAAUUCCCGACAACUGCAGAAAGCAGGAAGAUGAUGAACCCUGUGGAUAUUGCACAGCGGGUACAGCAACUUUUAGAUGGUUUGACCAUCGUGGUUACUAGUGGUCCUCAGGAUAUCCUAGCGGCAGAAGCUCAAGAGAAUGCCACAAUUUUGAUUAAAGCGCAUCUGUCAACGGCGCUAAAUUCACGUCGUUUGAUGGAACGUGAGAAGAUCGGUAAUCUUGCGUUUGAUUGGCUUUUAGGUGAAGUAAAACGUAUAUUCUAUAAAUCAAUUUGUCAUCCUGGUGAAUGUGUGGGUGCUGUGGCUGCGCAAUCUAUUGGUGAGCCUGCCACUCAAAUGACUUUGAACACGUUCCACUUUGCCGGUGUGAGUUCUAAGAACGUUACCCUUGGUCUGCCUCGUCUGAAGGAAUUGAUUAACGUGGUACGCAAUGUUAAGACUCCUUCAUUAACUAUCCACUUGGAACGCGGUGUUGCGCAUGACCAGGAACGUGCUAAGGAUAUGCAAACACGUUUAGAGUAUACCACUUUGGACAAGGUUGUUGCAUUAUCACAGGUCAUCUAUGACCCCAACGUAUCGCAUACAAUUGUACCUAAAGACUAUGCGUGGGUAAGGGAAUAUUACGAGUUCCCUGAUGACGAUAUGAGUCGUUUAGGUCCCUGGGUGCUGCGCAUCCAGCUAUCUAACAAGGUUAUGACUGAUAAACGUCUAACUAUGAAGGAGAUUGUAGACAGGAUCUACCAGGAGUUCAGUAAUGAUGAAAUUGACUGCAUCAAUACUGAUGAUAACAACGAUGAGUUGGUGCUCCGUAUCCGUGUAAAAUAUUCUAAUAUGGAGGUGGAUCAACAGAACUUGGGUGAGAAUGAAGGGGAGUUCUUACAAAGGUUCAUGUCGCAGGUUUUGGUGAAUGUGAAAUUGCGUGGUGUGCCUAAAAUUUCCAAGGUGUAUAUGCGUGAAGAAGCUAAGACCAAGUAUAACGAGACUAAUGGCAGGUUCGAACGUGUGAGUCACUGGGUACUGGAUACCGAUGGUUGUAACCUGGAGGAUGUCCUAUCUAUCCCCUGUGUUGAUGCGCAACGUUCAAUAUCUAACGACAUCAGUGAGAUUUUCCACGUUUUGGGCAUUGAAGCUGCUCGUAUGGCGCUUCUUCGUGAGCUCAGGGCGGUUAUUAGUUUCGACGGUAGUUACGUGAACUAUCGACAUCUAUCGUUAUUGUGUGACGUGAUGACACAAAAGGGCCACAUUAUGUCGAUUACUCGUCAUGGUCUUAACCGUGCUGACCGUGGACCGAUGGUGAAAUGUAGUUUUGAGGAGACUUUGGAGGCACUAGUGGAUGCUGCGAUAUAUGCUGAAUUGGAUAAUCUCAAAGGUGUGACCGAGAAUGUGAUGUUGGGUCAACUGUGUCCCAUGGGUACUGGUUGUUUCGACAUUAUGAUUGACGAGGAGAAGCUUCGUGAUGCUAACCAGAAUCUACAGAUUGUCCCUGAUUCUGCGAUGUCUGGAUUCACGAGCCCCGACUCUACAAGUCCAGAGUCAAUGUCUCCAGCAAAGAUCAAUUCAAUGUUAUCGCCACUACCGUUUAGUCCGUCAUAUGCGGCCUUAAUGAUGUCGCCAAUCCUGGCCGCAGAGUUCACUAUAGAGUCUCGAUUGGAAGCUCCAGUAUAUUUCUACUACAAGAUUACCGAUUUCUAUGCCACGCACAAAAGGGUGGCGUACGAAUCGAGCCCGUCAAGUAUCACCAGUGGUAGAUGCAAAAACAACAAGAACACCCUUAAUGGGAGGGAUCAUUGGUGUGAGAUUAAGGAUACUGAGCCGGCUUUUCAGAAGCCUGCUUACCCUUGUGGUGCGAUAUCAGCAACUAUAAUGACAGACAAUUUUGCUGUAUGUCCCGAAGAAGUAUCGGCCGCAUUGAUUAAUGUGCCCCGUUUCGAUGGUCUCACUUUGUCAAAUAGUGAACAUCGUUGCCUGCCGCUAUCGAUGGAGAUACCAAGCUACGAUUACGGGUUUUACCAUAUCAGCCCUUUGCCUGCAGGUACAUACUACCUACAUGUUACAAGUAAUCUGUGGCCUGCUAAAAAGUGGUUAGCGCACAAGUAUGUCGUCAUUGCUAAGCCUGGAUUCCUGGGAACCUCUGCGCCAGUAUUCGAGUUCAUCGUAAUGGGUACAGCAAUACUAUACCUGCUGAGCGGGAUAGUCAUGUUUGUGUUAUACAAGUCCAAGUAUAACUGUGGCGUUUACGCCCGUCGUGGUGGUGCUCGUCCGGUGGUAACGACAGUAGGCGUACGGCGCGGCGUUGGCAGUACAAGUUCCUAUACACACCAGAUUGGUGGAUUUCAAUUGUGCGUCAAAAUGUCUUUAGGAAUCCUGGGAGAACGCAUAACGGGCAAAGAGGUUCGGAUGCGUAAUGUGACGGCCGUACAAGCCAUCGCAAAUGUUUUACGCUCCAGCCUCGGCCCUAAAGGCCUCGAUAAAAUGUUGGUGGAUGAUGUUGGUGAUGUGACCAUCUCCAAUGAUGGCGCAACCAUACUCAAGCAGCUGGAGAUAGAGCAUCCUGCCGCCAAGAUGCUGGUGGACCUAAGUGAGUUGCAGGACCAGGAAGUUGGAGACGGUACUACCUCUGUAGUAUUGCUCGCAGUCGAGCUUUUACGCCGAGCCAAUGACUUGGCAAACUCUGGAAUACACCCAACCUCCAUCAUCGCUGGGUACAAGAUGGCCAUCAAGGAAUGUGUCAAAUAUAUUAAAGAGCACCUUAGCAAGCGUAUGAGCGAGUUAGGUGAUGAUGUCGCUACAAGUAUCGCGCGUACCACCCUGUCAUCUAAAAUGAUCUGUGUGAACUUGGAAUACUUUGCGCAGAUGGUAGUCAAAGCUAUACGUUCAGUGGAGACGUCUGAUGACAUUGGUAAUCGUAGGUUCCCAGUAGACGCGAUCAAUAUCUUGAAAACACAUGGAAAAAGCACACGUGACUCCUUCUUGGUAAACGGAUACUCUAUAAUGAUGGGCCGCGCGGCACAAGGGAUGCCAAUAGACAUUGCCAAAGCGAAGAUCGCCUUCCUUGAUUUCCCGCUUAGGCAUUACAGAUUACAUUUCGGAGUACAAGUUCAGAUUAAUGACCCACAGGAAUUGGAACAGAUACGUUUGAAAGAGAAAAAUGUGACUAAAGAGCGUGUACAAAAGAUACUCAAGAGUGGUGCUAAUGUAGUGUUGACGUCACAAGGGAUCGACGACAUGUCUCUUAAAUACUUCUUGGAAGCAGGAGUGAUGGCAUAUCGCCGUGUAUCGAGGAAGGAUCUGCGUCGUAUUGCUAAACUUACUGGAGGUAAACUGGUGUUGACAAUGUCAACCUUUGAAGGUGAUGAGGCUUUCCCGGAGGAAUCCCUAGGUAGCUGUGAGAAGGUAUAUGAGCAGCGUGUUGGUGAUGUGGACUUCACUUUCUUCGAGGGUUGUGCAACUUCACGUGCAGCUACGAUAAUCCUCAGGGGAGCUAACGACUACUUGGUCGAUGAAGCUGAGCGAUCCAUCCAUGAUGCACUUUGCGCUGUUAGCCGCGCACUAGAGAAGGAUUCGUUAGUACCGGGUGGUGGAUGUGUGGAGACGGCAUUAUCGCUCCAUCUAGAACGUUUCUCGCGCACUCUGGGUUCAAGGGAACAAAUGGCUAUAUCUGAAUUUGCUGAAGCGUUGCUUGUCAUUCCCAAGACCUUGGCGCUUAACGCAGCCCUAGAUGCCACUGAAUUGGUGUCUAAGUUGCGUGCGGUACAUGCCAAAGCACAGUCAGAGGGUCCUUUGAAGCCGGAAGAGGAGGAUUACAAGUGGUAUGGUAUCAGUCUUGCUGAUGGCGAGUUGCGUAACAAUUUAACUGCUGGAAUCUUGGAAGCAACCAUUAGCAAGAUUAAAUCGAUUAAAUUUGCAACUGAAGCUGCUGUGACCAUACUCCGUAUUGAUGAGUUGGUGUCAUUGGAACCGGAGAAGGAGCCGAUAGAGGACUAA
Babesia sp. Xinjiang is the source of this 8025-nucleotide messenger RNA. RefSeq names its product DNA-directed RNA polymerase II subunit rpb1 (gene rpb1). The record is from RefSeq and is a predicted model, not a curated record. Gene Ontology annotation, cellular component: membrane; RNA polymerase II, core complex. Lineage: Eukaryota; Apicomplexa; Aconoidasida; Piroplasmida; Babesiidae. Gene Ontology annotation, biological process: DNA-templated transcription; protein folding. Gene Ontology annotation, molecular function: ATP hydrolysis activity; ATP-dependent protein folding chaperone; ATP binding. Bases 1 to 8025 code for a protein of 2674 amino acids. The transcript is spliced from 16 exons.